This is a messenger RNA of Diaporthe citri, 4620 nucleotides long. RefSeq lists its product as uncharacterized. The record is from RefSeq and is a predicted model, not a curated record. Gene Ontology annotation, molecular function: phosphatidylcholine lysophospholipase A1 activity. Gene Ontology annotation, cellular component: endoplasmic reticulum. Lineage: Eukaryota; Fungi; Ascomycota; Sordariomycetes; Diaporthales; Diaporthaceae. The transcript is spliced from 3 exons. Gene Ontology annotation, biological process: phosphatidylcholine metabolic process. Bases 1 to 4620 code for a protein of 1539 amino acids.
AUGGAGUCUCUGGAUGCUACCACCACCGCCGUCGCCUCGGCUCUGUCCAGCGCUGCCGGUGCCGGGACUGGUACCGCCUCCAUCAAUGCGCCCAACCCGGCACUGUCCUCGGUCAUGACACGCGCCAAUGAUGUCGUCGUCACCCACGGCUCCUUCUCGUGGAUAGGCCUCAUCGCGAGGUUGAUCCUCUGGACGCUGCAGCUGCUGUCCACCAUCAUCUACUUCGCCCUCAAGCUUACCACUAUAUCCAUUCCCACUUUGCUUUUUAAUCUUUUUUCCACCAGCUUGACGUUUACCAUGAAUGCCACGACCAUAAUGAUAAUAUUAGCGUUGAUAUUUUCCGGAAUCAGCUGGGUUGUUCGGUACCGCUAUCUGAACAUGUACUCCCGGCUUCCGCCAGAGCCUCAGAGAAAGGAGCCCGAGGUCGAGCUCUUCCCUGACACACAUGAGGACGGCAUCAAGUCCGGCCUGUCCAAUUACUUGGACGAGUUCUUGAGUGCCAUCAAGAUCUUUGGAUACCUGGAGAGGCCCGUCUUCCACGAGUUGACUCGUAGCAUGCAGACAAGAAAGCUGAUUGCCGGCGAGACCCUGAACCUCGAAGACGAGCAAGGCUUCUGCUUAGUUGUUGACGGCCUUGUCGAGAUAUUUGUCAAGUCUGCGAGAGCAGCCAGAGGUGCAUCGGCCAACAGCGUCGGCAGCGAGGGCUCGUGGGACUCGGUCAGUGAUGCCGAAGAUGGGGAGAUGCACCGCCCCGGCCAGCAGCGGUAUCAGCUCCUCACCGAGGUGCGGAAUGGCGCCCCCAUGUCCUCGCUGUUCACCAUCAUGUCUCUCUUCACCGAAGACGUCAAAUUACGGCAUGCCGACGACGAGGCACCCAUGCCUGACACCGCCGCCUCCCAUGACGGCCAUUCCAGGUUUCCCUCGGCUGCUGGUCUCGAGAAGCCCAAUGAGAUACCCAUCUCCUUUCCCAGUACCCCCAUGUCAGAAGGUCCGCCGAGUAGUAGUCGGGGAGUUCGGCUUCAGGAUCCCGCCAACCUGAAGCCUGGGACUGGCACGUUGCCGAGGGUCCCGCACAUGUCCCUCGAUGAUGGCACUCCUCCUAACAGUCAUUUCCCUCGGCAUCACCAGCUCAAGGCCAGGCCAGGGAUCAAGCGUGUUGGGACCAGCUCGGUGCACCCAGACGUCAUUGCGAGGGCAUCUGUGGACACCACCAUCGCCAUCAUCCCGGCUAGUGCCUUCCGACGCCUCAUUCGCGUCUACCCCAAGGCGACAUCUCACAUCGUGCACUUGAUCCUCUCUCGCUUCCAGCGGGUCACCCUCGCAACGGCCUUCAGCUAUCUGGGCUUGGGUGGUGAAGUCCUACAGACGGAGAAGAACAUGAUCAAGUACACCGUCUCUCAGCUCCCGAAUCAUUUGAGAGGGGACCCAUUGGAGCGCCUCAAAGAGAAAUUUAAACGAGAACGCGAGCGAAUUGGAGAGAGAGAGGCUGGGAAAGGCAUUGCACUUCACAACUCCAUGGCGGCAAGUCGCCGCCGGACAUCCUCAACAGGCUUGCGGAAAGAAGCUGUGUUGCAAGCUAUGAAAGGAUCCGUGGUCACCUCAACCAUAUCUCACCCUCAUGAGCGGGGUUCAAUCCACGUGCCCAGCCCGGGUGAUCUUUUGGCUAACAUACAGCACGCACGAGGCGGAGGGCGCUCAUCACAACAGCUCUCUGCUCCACGCCACGACACCACUCGCUCUUCUGAAGCGCAGCUGAAGGAAGGGGUGUCGCCUCUGGCAGAGAGGACCUUCAACCCCUUUGCAAGCCAGCGGAUCUCUCUUGGCAAGAGGGAGCAAGUUGAUGAGGACAAUGUGUUCCGAGAAUCCAUCUUGGAAUGCAUGUUCAAGGCCAUCGGCUUGGAAUCGAGUGGCACGGCAUCUAGGGGGACCGAUUCGGUUGAAGCCUCACCGAGACUUGUUUCAUUCGACCAACGGCGCCACAAGGCAAUCUUCUCCAACAACGCGUUCGGCUUCAUGGGCCCGUUUGAUGCAUCGGUCGACGGGGACACUGAGUCUGUGACCUCGAGUGGGCUGGCCACGCACGCCUCACCCAGUCCCCACGCUCUCGCUCAAGACAUGAAGCACGAAUUGGAAAUCGUCUUCUUCCCGAAAGGAUCUGUACUUGUUGAGCAGGGAGAAAGGAAUCCUGGCUUGUACUACGUCAUCGAUGGCUUCCUUGACAUGUGCGCUUCCUGUGAGGAAAAGCCCAGAGACAUCUUGCACAGCUCUGGCGAAGGGGCGACGGACGUAUCAGAUGGAUCCUUCGCUCAUCGCCGCACGGGAACAUCCACCUCGGAGUUUUCAGCGCCUGAUUUCGGACAGGGUGGCUCAGACGCCCGUAAGAAGGGCGCUGUCCGAAAGAGCGUUGCGCUGAUUAAACCAGGAGGAUUGGCAGGCUACGUCGGGACAGUUUCUUCCUAUCGAUCGUUCAUUGACGUUGUUGCAAAAACAGACGUCUACGUUGGCUUCCUUCCUCGCGCGUCACUAGAAAGGAUAGUGGACAAAUAUCCCAUUGUACUACUGACGAUGGCAAAGAGGCUGACAAGUCUGUUGCCGCGUCUGAUCCUCCAUAUUGACUUCGCCUUGGAGUGGCUAUCAGUCAAUGCCGGUCAGGUCAUCUUCCACGGAGGCGACGAGAGCGACGCGAUCUACCUUGUGCUAAACGGCCGACUGCGGCUGGUUGAGGAUCGCAAAGAUGGCGGAGUGUCUGUGAGGGCGGAGUUCGGCCAAGGCGAGAGCGUCGGGGAGCUCGAGGUGUUGACAGAGUCUGCUCGGACUGGAACCCUCCACGCCAUCAGAGACACAGAAAUCGUCAAGUUUCCGCGGACGCUCUUCAACAGCCUGGCACAAGAACACCCAAGCAUCACCAUCAAGAUCUCUAAGAUGAUCGCGUCAAAGAUGCGCGCUUUUGUUGACGAUCCAGUGGUAUCAAAGGACGGCUGGAGCCGAACCACAGUCAACAAGAGCUCAUCCACGCUCAACCUGCGGACCGUCGCUGUCCUGCCUGUGACUGCGGGAGUGCCCGUGGUUGAUUUCGGUAACCGCCUCAUGUCUGCACUUCAGCAAGUCGGAACUCGCAACGGCGCCACGGUCCUUAAUCAAUCCGCCAUUCUAAACCACCUGGGAAAGCACGCCUUCAGCAGAAUGGGGAAGUUGAGGUUAUCUCAAUACUUGGCAGACCUGGAAGAGAAGUUCGGUCUUGUCGUCUACGUUGCAGAUACAAGCGUCAAUUCAGCUUGGACCCAAACCUGCAUAACGCAGGCCGACUGUAUUCUGCUAGUUGGUCUGGCAGAGGGGUCACCAGAAGUCGGAGAGUAUGAACGCUUCAUGCUGGGCCAGAAAUCCACCGCACAGAAGAUCCUGGUCUUGCUGCAUGCUGAGCGGUAUUCUGUCUCCGGUAUGACAAGAGCCUGGCUGAAGAACAGGGUGUGGAUCAAUGGUGGACACUUCCAUGUACAAAUGGACAUCGGACGCGAGAACCUGCCUCUUCAUCCUCGGGCCAAGCGCCUUGGUCUCAACAUCAAAGAGCGGGUACAAACGUUGCAGGCCGAGAUCCAGAAGUAUACCUCGAGGAAGGUUCGGUACAGCCCUGUUUACGCACCGGAUGCCCCAUUUAAGGGCGAUUUCCACCGUCUGGCCAGACGACUAUGUGGGAGAUCGGUUGGCCUUGUGCUUGGAGGUGGAGGAGCACGAGGAAUUGCGCACGUUGGCAUUAUUCGAGCGAUGGAGGAAGCUGGCAUUCCGAUCGAUGUCGUUGGUGGCACUUCAAUAGGCUCCUUGGUCGGCGGGCUUUAUGCACGACAUGCGGACGUGGUGCCCAUCCUGGGACUGGCAAAAAAGUUUUCCGGUCGGAUGGGCAGCAAGUGGAGGUUUGCGCUAGACCUCACGUACCCCUCGGCUUCGUAUACCACUGGGCACGAGUUCAAUCGGGGUAUCUUCAAGAUAUUCGAGAAGACGCAGAUCGAGGACUUUUGGUUGGAGUUCUACUGCAACACGACCAACAUCAGCAAGAGCCGAGCCGAGAUCCACACCAGCGGGUAUGCAUGGAGGUACAUCCGGGCGUCCAUGUCUCUUGCGGGCCUCCUUCCGCCUCUCUGUGACGAGGGUAGCAUGCUGCUGGAUGGCGGCUACAUCGACAAUCUGACGGUGUCGCACAUGAAGUCACUCGGCGUGGAUACCAUUUUCGCCGUAGACGUUGGGUCUCUGGACGACAACACUCCCCCAGUCGUUCGGCGACACGCUCUCGGGCGCGUGGCAUUCUGGAACCGGUGGAACCCGUUUUCCUCAACGCCAAAUCCGCCAACACUGGCCGAGAUCCAGGCACGCCUCGCGUACGUGUCGAGCGUCGACGCCCUCGAGCGGGCGAAGAACCUGCCGGGGUGCAUCUACAUGCGGCCGCCCAUCGACGACUACGGCACUCUCGACUUUGGCAAGUUCGACGAGAUCACGCAGCUGGGCUACAAAUACGGGCAGGAGUUCCUGCAGGAUCUCAGGGAGAAGGGCUUGCUGCCGCUCAAGGAGGAGAGAGAGGCCAAGGAGGCGCUGAGAAGGACGAUGGCGCCCAGAAGGGCGAGCAUCUAG